Zalophus californianus (California sea lion) is the source of this 2044-nucleotide messenger RNA. RefSeq names its product enolase 2 (gene ENO2). The record is from RefSeq and is a predicted model, not a curated record. Gene Ontology annotation, biological process: glycolytic process. Lineage: Eukaryota; Metazoa; Chordata; Mammalia; Carnivora; Otariidae. Gene Ontology annotation, cellular component: phosphopyruvate hydratase complex. Gene Ontology annotation, molecular function: magnesium ion binding; phosphopyruvate hydratase activity. The transcript has 12 exons. The coding region runs from base 138 to 1442 and encodes 434 amino acids.
GCCCGCCCCCCGCCCGCCGCCCGCCGCCAGGGAGCCGCCGCCGCCGCCGCCACCACCACUCCCGCUCUCUCUGCUCCGCCGCCGCCGCCGCCGCCGCCGCCACAGGCUGAGUCUGCAGCCCCGAGAUCUCAGCCAUCAUGUCGAUAGAGAAGAUCUGGGCCCGGGAGAUUCUGGACUCCCGUGGGAAUCCCACGGUGGAGGUGGAUCUCCACACUGCCAAAGGUCUUUUCCGGGCUGCGGUGCCCAGUGGAGCCUCCACUGGAAUCUAUGAGGCCCUGGAGCUGAGGGAUGGGGACAAACAGCGUUACUUAGGCAAAGGUGUCCUGAAGGCAGUGGACCACAUUAACACCACCAUCGCUCCUGCCCUCGUCAGCUCAGGUCUCUCUGUGGUGGAGCAGGAGAAGCUGGACAACCUGAUGCUGGAGCUGGAUGGGACUGAGAACAAAUCCAAGUUUGGGGCCAAUGCCAUCCUGGGUGUGUCCCUGGCCGUGUGUAAGGCAGGGGCGGCCGAGAGGGAGUUGCCCCUGUAUCGCCACAUUGCUCAGCUGGCGGGAAACUCGGACCUCAUCCUGCCCGUGCCGGCCUUCAACGUGAUCAAUGGUGGCUCUCAUGCUGGGAAUAAGCUGGCUAUGCAGGAAUUUAUGAUCCUCCCAGUGGGCGCUGAGAGCUUUCGGGACGCCAUGCGACUUGGGGCUGAGGUCUACCACACACUCAAAGGGGUCAUCAAGGACAAGUACGGCAAGGAUGCCACCAAUGUGGGAGAUGAAGGUGGCUUUGCCCCCAACAUCCUGGAGAACAGUGAGGCCUUGGAGCUGGUGAAGGAAGCCAUCGACAAGGCUGGCUACACAGAAAAGAUUGUCAUUGGCAUGGAUGUCGCUGCCUCGGAGUUUCAUCGUGAUGGCAAAUAUGACUUGGACUUCAAGUCUCCUGCUGAUCCUUCCCGAUACAUCACUGGGGACCAGCUAGGGGCCCUCUACCAGGACUUUGUCAGGGACUAUCCUGUGGUCUCCAUUGAGGACCCCUUUGACCAGGAUGAUUGGGCUGCCUGGUCGAAGUUCACAGCCAAUGUAGGGAUCCAGAUUGUGGGUGAUGACCUGACAGUGACCAACCCAAAGCGUAUCGAGCGGGCAGUGGAAGAAGGGGCCUGCAACUGUCUGCUGCUCAAGGUCAACCAGAUUGGUUCAGUCACUGAAGCUAUCCAAGCGUGCAAGCUGGCCCAGGAGAACGGCUGGGGGGUCAUGGUGAGUCAUCGCUCAGGAGAGACCGAGGACACAUUCAUCGCCGACCUGGUGGUGGGGCUGUGCACAGGCCAGAUCAAGACUGGAGCCCCGUGCCGUUCGGAGCGUCUGGCUAAGUACAACCAGCUCAUGAGAAUUGAAGAAGAGCUGGGGGACGAAGCCCGCUUCGCCGGACAUAAUUUCCGCAAUCCCAGCGUGCUGUGAUCCCUCUCCUUGCCCGGAGACUUGGAACCCCUCUCCCAUCCUCCCAGAACCUCUUUCUUCCUGUCCUGCUCUGUGACAUCUCACCCUGCCCCCCCCCCCCCAGCCGACCUGCUGCGCUGUUCCUUGGCUUGUCCAGCCCCUGCUGUGUGCUUUCCCCUCUUUGGGUUCCACACUCUCCACUUCUCUGUCCUUUCUAUUCUGUCUCCUUAAACACUGGCCAUGGGACUGAGGAUUACAAGGGAGUCCAUGGAAGAACAGUCAGGGUCUGGGACAGGUGCAUCAGGGUUGGUUGGCGAGGUGUGUCCGGGGGGGGGGGGGGGGGGGGCGUGUGUCUGUUUUCUGUGUUGCGCAUGAGCUGUGCGUCGAGGUGGAGGGGCGUGGUGGAGGGGCGUGCUGGCUGUGUGCGCAUGCCUGGCCCGGGCCUUUAGUGGAUUAUUUAUUCAGUUAUUUAUUGUUCAUUCGUCUUAAUUAAUUCAUCAUUUCUCCAUAACUCCGGAGUUUAAACCUGGCCUGACCGGAAGAGGUGUGUGUGUGUGUGUGUGUGUGUGUGUGUGUGUGUGUGUGUGUGUGUGUGUGUGUGUGUGUGUGUGUGUGUGACGUGG